AUGGCCAACCAAGGAAGCAUCUGGAGAAUGGGCCAAGAGCUGGUCGACAAGGAAGAGUUGGCCAGGAAGAUGGGAGUUUGUUUGAACUUUAAGGUAAGUCUUAAUAAUAAUACAUAAUAAUCUUGUGUACUAAUAAUAAAUUAAUAAUAACUUUACUGUAAUAUUAAUACUGUACUAUUAGUAAUUACUGUACUUUUAAAAAUUACAGUACUAUUAAUAAGUACAGUUCGGCUCCUGUAUAACAAAUAAAUCAAAGACUUUGAAUUUGUUUGUUAUAAAAGAGUUUUUAAUUCGAAAUACAGUAGAACUACUGUAUAACAAACCGCUGUAUAAUUAACAAGUCUUGAACUCCUAUCUAUUGUUAAACAGUCUAUUUGAAAUGUAUAACAAACCCCUCUAUAACAACAAGCCUGUAUAUCAAACAACUAUUUAGUCUCUAUCUAUUCUAAGUCUAUUUAAAACUCCUAUACACCAAAACUCCUUCAUAACGAACAAAUUUAAAAUAACCGACGAAACAUCGUUAUACAGGAGUUGCCCUGCAUCUAAUAGAAAUAUUAGCCUUUACAACACAAAUCUUUAACAAAAAAUUGAUUUUUAAAACUAAUAUCAUACUGUAAUUUUAAAUUUUGUAUUUUUAAAAACCUUAUUUUCAGUUAACGCCAGGCGGAGGAUUCCUCCGUACCACGCCGGCCGAAAGGGCCGAAAUCCUGGCCAACCUGGGCAAGGAAAAUAAAGAAGAAGGUAGGUUAAUAAUAAUAAUGAUAAAAAUGAUAAUGACAACAAAAAAAAGCAAUUUAAUAUUAGGUUGUUCAAGUAAUUCUAAGCCCUACAACUCCGAAAAUAUGCUUUAGAAAGGAGCACAGAAUUAUUUGAACAACCUGAUACAAUAAUGAAUAAAUAAUACUAAUAAAAAGCCCUUUAAUGUCGCCGUUACGUACAAUAACAAUAUAUGUUACUGUAUAUAGUAUGUACUAUCCAAAACUACUUUUUAUAAGCUUUUAAUCAACAAAAUUAAGUUAAACAGUAACCAAACAUUAUAAACUACAACAAUUUCGAAAAUCAAUUUAAAUUAAUUUCAGUGACACCAAAGGCUGAACCAAAGCCAGAACCCUACCCCCAAGUCAAGGCCGACCCCUACAUUAAGAAGGAGCACGGUGGUGCAGGCUUCCGCGGCCACCGUGACAUUAAGCGUGAGGUGAAAGCCGUGCGCUGGGUGAAACAAGAGCCCGGCUGUUCUAGCCACCGUGCCGAACCAAGCCGUUGCCAGCCGUACCAUUCUAACAGAAGUGGCCGCGACGAAGUCCGGGACCGCGGCCAGAAAAGGCCAUUCAACUCCGUGGAGCCUCAGGUUCCACAGAAAGUCAUCAAGGCGGAGCCGGGCCUUGAAGAAACCGGUUCUUCUGGUUGGCAGCCAAACCAACCAGCCAACCAGCGCCGCCAGCCGACCAAUCCACGCCAGCCCACACGGCCAAACCAGACAGCCAACCCACGCCCCUCCACGAAGCCCAACCAACAAGCCAACACACGCCCACCCAGCAAGCCCAAGCAGCCCGCCAAGCCAAACCAGCCCGCCAAGUCCAGCCAACCAUCCAAGCCUAGGCCUCCAGCCAAGAUGGGGCCCAGCUUCGAAGAGCUGAUGGCCAUCGCGGCCAAGAAGCAGACGGAGCCGUUCAAGCUCCCAUCGAGGCCCGCUCCGAAGCCAUUUGCCGUGAAGCAGGAAGUCUUCAACGAAGACGAGUGGCGCCAGAUGAGAGAGGAAAAGAAAGAGAAGAAGAGGGCCAUGAUGCUGGUGAAGCAGGAACCGGCGGAGGAACCACUGCUCGAGCCUCCGGUGAUAAUGAGGCGUAUCAAGGAGGAGCCGGUGGAGGAACCGGUACCAACGCCGGCGGUGAUAAUGAGGAGCAUUAAGGAGGAGCCGUUCGACCCCUUCUUGGCUGAGAUGGAGCUCCAAAUUGGAGCAUACGAAACGGAAAGGGGUCUUCAAAGAUAG
Molecule: messenger RNA, 1990 nt
Organism: Bursaphelenchus okinawaensis
Lineage: Eukaryota; Metazoa; Nematoda; Chromadorea; Rhabditida; Aphelenchoididae
Source: the annotation of a GenBank genome assembly